GCGGCGCGGGCGCGGGAGGCAUUCCAGGCGCGAUGUCGGUGCCGCUGCUCAAGAUCGGGGUUGUGCUCAGCACCAUGGCCAUGAUCACCAACUGGAUGUCCCAGACGCUGCCCUCGCUGGUGGGCCUCAACACCACCAAGCUCUCGGCGGCCAGCGGCGGGACGCUCGACCGCAGCACCGGCGUGCUGCCCACCAACCCUGAGGAGAGCUGGCAGGUGUACAGCUCUGCCCAGGACAGUGAGGGCAGGUGCAUCUGCACGGUGGUCGCCCCCCAGCAGACCAUGUGUUCACGGGAUGCCCGCGCGAAACAGCUGAGGCAGCUACUGGAGAAGGUGCAAAACAUGUCUCAAUCCAUAGAGGUCCUGGACAGGCGGACUCAGAGGGACUUGCAGUACGUGGAGAAGAUGGAGAGCCAAAUGAAAGGGCUGGAGUCUAAGUUCAGACAGGUGGAGGAGAGUCAUAAGCAACACCUGGCCCGGCAGUUCAAGGCGAUAAGAGCGAAAAUGGAUGAACUUAGGCCUUUGAUACCUGUGUUGGAAGAGUACAAGGCCGAUGCCAAAUUGGUAUUGCAGUUUAAAGAGGAGGUCCAGAAUCUGACGUCAGUGCUUAACGAGCUGCAAGAAGAAAUUGGCGCCUAUGACUACGAUGAACUUCAGAGCAGAGUGUCCAAUCUUGAAGAAAGGCUCCGUGCAUGCAUGCAAAAACUAGCGUGUGGCAAGCUGACGGGCAUAAGUGACCCCGUGACCAUCAAGACCUCCGGCUCGAGGUUUGGGUCCUGGAUGACGGACCCUCUGGCCCCAGAAGGUGAUAACAGGGUCUGGUACAUGGACGGCUACCACAACAACCGCUUUGUCCGCGAGUACAGGUCGAUGCUGGCCUUCAUGACCACGGACAAUUUCACGUCGCACCGCCUCCCGCACCCCUGGUCCGGCACGGGGCAGGUGGUCUACAACGGCUCCGUGUACUUCAAUAAGUUCCAGAGUCACAUCGUCAUCAGGUUCGACCUAAAGACAGAGACGAUCCUCAAGACGCGCAGCCUGGACUACGCCGGCUACAACAACAUGUACCACUACGCCUGGGGCGGCCACUCGGACAUCGACCUCAUGGUGGACGAGAACGGGCUGUGGGCUGUCUAUGCCACCAACCAGAACGCGGGCAACAUCGUCAUCAGCAAGCUGGACCCUGUCUCCCUGCAGGUGCUGCAGACCUGGAACACCAGCUACCCCAAGCGCAGCGCCGGUGAGGCCUUCAUCAUCUGCGGGACCCUCUACGUCACCAACGGCUACUCGGGGGGCACCAAGGUCCACUACGCCUACCAAACCAACGCCUCUACCUACGAGUACAUCGACAUCCCCUUCCAGAACAAGUACUCGCACAUCUCCAUGCUGGAUUACAACCCCAAGGACCGCGCCCUGUACGCCUGGAACAACGGCCACCAGAUCCUGUACAACGUCACCCUCUUCCACGUCAUCCGGUCUGAUGAACUGUAGAGCGUCCCCCCCACCCCGGCCUGGAAUCCGAGGGUCCGCGUCCCCCACCCACCUGGAAAUUCCUGUGGAACAGCUGCCAAAUUAAUAUUGGUGAGACGAACAAGGCUAAUUCGGAAAAAGCAGCAGCAGCGUGGACUCCGGCAUCACGGGGCGGCGUUGCCCCCGUGUUUCUCCAGCUCCAGCCAGAGGGC
Messenger RNA from Lipotes vexillifer (Yangtze River dolphin), 1681 nucleotides. It is a transcript of the gene OLFM1, whose product is annotated as olfactomedin 1. Gene Ontology annotation, biological process: signal transduction. The transcript is spliced from 6 exons. The record is from RefSeq and is a predicted model, not a curated record. The coding region runs from base 33 to 1490 and encodes 485 amino acids. NCBI's taxonomy places the organism in Eukaryota, Metazoa, Chordata, Mammalia, Artiodactyla, Lipotidae.